Molecule: messenger RNA, 2452 nt
Organism: Odocoileus virginianus texanus
Lineage: Eukaryota; Metazoa; Chordata; Mammalia; Artiodactyla; Cervidae
Gene: PRKCSH
Product: PRKCSH beta subunit of glucosidase II
Biological process (GO): liver development; N-glycan processing
Cellular component (GO): glucosidase II complex
Molecular function (GO): protein binding; calcium ion binding
Source: RefSeq, a predicted model, not a curated record
CAGGCCGCAGAAGAUGGGGGAGGGUACUUUUGAGUCACGUGCUCAUCCUUUUUCCUCCCCACCUCUCCAUCCCAACCCCACCGCAGGCGGCGGUGUGGGGUUUCGCGGGCAUUUUUCAGGAACUUCUGUUCGGGCUUCAGAACCCGCCACUCCCAAGAUGGAGGCACCUUGCGCCGCCAUUAAGCGCGAACCUUCAGAACUAUUCCCUUUCAGGCUACAGUCUUAUGCAAGAUGGCCGACUGUGUUCCAAGCCUGCCACAUGCCACUCCCAACAUGGCAGCCAGGGCCCGCCGUUCCGGGAGCGGAGCGUAAUUCCGGAAGUGAUGAUUCUCACACACUUCCGCUUCCUUUCUGCAGGAGGAACCGUUGGCUGCUGGGUCAGGGGGGCGCGGUGGAUAUUGACCUUUGCCCCAGCCUCGUCGUGGGGUCACAGUGCAUCUCCCAGUAGCCUCCUUCUGACAGAACCCAUUUCCGGCUUCCAAGGCUUCAGCGAGAUGUUACUACUGCUGCUGCUGCUGCCGAUGUGUUGGGCCGUGGAGGUCAAGCGACCCCGCGGCGUCUCCCUCACCAACCAUCACUUCUACGACGAGUCAAAGCCUUUCACUUGCCUGGAUGGCUCUGCCAGUAUCCCCUUUGAUCAGGUCAAUGACGACUACUGUGACUGCAAAGAUGGCUCAGAUGAACCAGGCACAGCUGCCUGUCCCAAUGGCAGCUUCCACUGCACCAACACAGGCUACAAGCCCCUGUAUAUCUCCUCCAGAUGGGUCAACGAUGGAGUGUGUGACUGCUGUGACGGGACCGAUGAAUACAACAGCGGGAUCGUCUGUGAGAACACCUGCAAAGAGAAGGGCCGCAAGGAGAGAGAGACACUGCAGCAGAUGGCAGAGGUGACCCGUGAGGGCUUCCGCCUGAAGAAGAUCCUGAUUGAGGACUGGAAGAAGGCCCGGGAGGAGAAGCAGAAAAAGCUCAUUGAGCUGCAGGCUGGAAAGAAGUCACUGGAGGACCAAGUGGAGAUGCUCCGGACACUGAAGGAGGAAGCCGAGAAGCCAGAGAAGGAGGCCAAAGACCAGCACCGUAAGCUGUGGGAAGAGCAGCAGGCCACCUCCAAGGAGCAGCGGGAGCGGGAGCUGGCAGCCAGCGCCUUCCAGGAGCUGGACGAUGACAUGGACGGGGUGGUCUCGGUGGCUGAGUUGCAGACCCACCCAGAGCUGGACACGGAUGGGGACGGGGCAUUAUCAGAAGGGGAAGCCCAGACCCUUCUUGGGGGAGACGCGCAGAUGGACGCUGCUUUCUUCUAUGACCGCGUCUGGGCCGCCAUUAGGGACAAGUACCGGUCCGAGGUGCUGCCCACCGAGUACCCACCAUCGCCUCCUGCACCCGAUGUGAUGGAACCCAAAGAGGAGCAGCCCCCCAUGCCCUCGCCACCCACAGAGGAGGAGGACGAGGCCGAGGAGGACGAGGAGACAGAGGAGGAGGAGGAGGAGGACGAAGAUUCCCAGGGGGAGCAGUCCAAGGACACCCCACCCCCAGGCCCAGCCCCCCAGACGGCCAGCCCCACCGAGGAGGACAGAAUGCCGCCGUAUGAUGAGCAGACGCAGGCCUUCAUCAGCGCCGCCCAGGAGGCCCGCAACAAGUUUGAAGAGGCCGAGCGGUCCUUGAAGGACAUGGAAGAAUCCAUCAGGAACCUGGAGCAGGAGGUUUCAUUUGAUUUCGGCCCCAACGGCGAGUUCGCCUACCUGUACAGCCAGUGCUAUGAGCUCACCACCAAUGAGUACAUCUACAGACUCUGCCCCUUCAAGCUUGUCUCGCAGAAACCCAAACUCGGUGGCUCCCCCACCAGCCUUGGCACCUGGGGCUCGUGGGCUGGCCCUGACCACGACAAGUUCAGCGCCAUGAAGUAUGAGCAGGGCACGGGCUGCUGGCAGGGCCCCAAUCGCUCCACCACUGUACGCCUGCUGUGCGGGAAGGAGACGGUGGUGACCAGCACCACGGAGCCCAGCCGCUGCGAGUACCUCAUGGAGCUGAUGACGCCAGCUGCCUGUCCAGAGCCCCCGCCUGAGUACCCCGUGGAGGGCGACCACGACGAGCUCUAGCCCUGCCCCGCCCUGCCCAGUGCAGAGUAAUCAAGAUACAGAACCAGCCCCCAGUGGUGCUGCCCAUCGCCCCUCAGUCUGUGGACCACGGCCUGCCCUUGUGGGUCACCUCACCCACCCACAGGGCAGGAAGCAGGUGAGGCUCCAUGCCCUGCUUUUGGUUGGCCAGCGGGGCAGAGCCACGUUCCCAGGCCCCGGCUGCCUCCCCAGAUGGAAUAAAGGAGCCUGUCCUACCUGGGCCCCCACACCCUGGUGGCCUGGCCCGCCCUGCCCCCCACCCAGGGCAUCUGCCUUCCCUCCUGGUGGGGAAGUGACUUGACCUGUGAACCCCAAACAAUAAACAUGAUCCCUCCAACUCA